ACCAAGGCUCUACAUAGGAUGACAGAAAAAGAGAUGAGAAGCAGGGGGAGCUGCACUUCCACAAGAAAGAUGGACUGGGAUCUUGCAGGCAUUUUGACCUUCAUGUUUAAGGGAACUAACUCUCCUUCCUAAAACCCAGUGAGUUCUAAUGGAUCACUUCCUCUUAAGACGCUUCAGUUGAUACAAAUGUCUCAGAAGAAACAUGCAAACAUUCAGAGGCAGAGAUCUUUUAAGAUUCACCAUGUUCUACCAAAUAUGAGUGGUUUCAGUACACAAACUCUUGUGUACCCACGUUUGAUCUACGAAACUCCCUAAUUGACCAGCGGCCAGAAACAAGCAGCUGAACUAGCUUGCUUGCAAGUCAUCAGCAGCUGGGUAUGAAGAAGUGAUAAAGCAGCCUAAUUAACAUUGUGCUACAAACAGAUGCUCUCAAAAUGAAAAGGAUUUUCAGAAUAAAUACAGACAGUUACCCCAGUAUGAACUACAGUACUAGUCAUUUGGCAUCUAGCAACAGCAAAUGGCCCAAAGGAGCAGAAAUAAAGGCUUCAUCUGGAAAUACCCUAAGUGUGCCCAAAAGGAAUGGGUCUGAUGGUCCAGAGGAAGCAUGAGCUGCUUUUGUAAACAAGAGCAGAAGAAAUACAAUUACAUGGAGCCAUAUGUAUACACGACAAGCCAUUUUAACUUUCCUUGCCCAGUGAGAAUGCAAGGAGCAAGGAAGAAGGGAGAGGUGUCAAGAAGGAAACGAGCAGCCUAGCAGUCAAGUUCUGUGAGGCAGGUGAUGGAAACAUCCGGAGUCUGGGCUUUUCCUGUGUGCGUACCUCAUUAUGAGAAGCUAGGCAAUGACAACUUCCAACAGAAGGCCUGGGUGCUCAGAGUUUCUAAGGCCUCUGAAAGUACUGGGACUAGCACCUGAGACAGCUUUUGCUCACUUUGUAGAACUUUUCAAGAGUAAGGAGGAACUGAUCUCCAUGUUGAACAAUAUCUACCAGUCCUGGUCCUUGAUGCUCUUCCAAACUAGAAAAUGGAUGCCAUAGGCUUCCUUGCCUUGGUUUUUACUGGCCUGCUGUUCUGGGAAGCUUCUUCAAUGAAUAGCAAAUGGCUCACAGAACAACGACAGAUACUUGUUGACACACCAGAUUUUACUCUGCCAGGAGAUGUAGUCAUUGGAGCCAUUUCUCCCGCACAUGCCAAUGUGUCUUACAUGAAGCUACACUUCACAAGGCAGCCAGCAGCAGAUCCUUGCAAGAGAUCAGCCAUGGUUCUCAACAUCCAAAAUUUUCUGACCGGCUCCAGUUCCCAUCAUUUUUCCGUACUGUGCCUUCCAGCAGCCACCAGCCCUAUAAGAUUGCUCAUCUUCUGAAAUACUUCAACUGGACAUGGGUAGGCCUGAUAAACUUCCGUGUUGAGGCUACCGAAAUGCAGAGUGCUCUAGAAAAGUAUUUGGCACAAGCUGGUGGCUGCCUCGCCAUGUCCAGAACAAUUCGUGACCCAUAUUCAGAGAUCAAUACAGUGGCAAGGGAGAUUGGGAGCUCCACCGCCACGGUGUUCCUGUGCCACUGCUACCAUUUCCACUUCCAGCUGCUAGCUAAGGCUCUCCAGGCACAAAAUAUUCACAAGAUGUGGAUCAUGACAGCCAGCUUUGCAGUGGACCCGGAGAUAUUCACCAGUGAAAUGUUGCACCUCUUGAAUGGGAGCUUAGAUCUAAGGGUUCAUUCUGAUAAGAUACCUGGUUUUAAGAACUUCUUGACCACCUUUCGCCCUGCUGCUUAUCCUAGUAGCCAUUUGGUAAAAAUACUUUGGCAAAACUUGUUUAAGUGUACUUGGCCAAGUGUUGAAAGUACCAGGGAUGGUGUAAAUAGAUCCCGUCCUUGCACUGGGGUAGAGGAGUUGGAUGCUGGCCAUUUUGAUCUGAAUAACCCAGCUGCCACAUUUCAGGCCUACCUUGCAACCAGGGCCUACAUCACAGCCUAUCGUGACAUGACGUCUUGCACAUUCAACAAAAGGAGCUGUGUCAGAGCAAAGCCUUUCCAGCCAUGGCAGGUCUAUCAUUAUGUGAAGAACAUCAACUUCACUAUUUCAUCACAGGAGAUUUUCUUCAAGGAUGGUGAAGUUCCAGCUGUAUUUGACAUUACAAACUUACAAAUUUCGCCCAAUGGCUCUUUAAAAGCAGUGAAAGUUGGACAAUUUCACUCUGGAUCUCCACUGGGAAAAGAACUUGUGGUACAGGACAGUGCCAUUGUGUGGACAGGGAACCCUGCUCAGGUGCCCCAUUCAGUCUGCACAGAGAGCUGUCUGCCUGGACAGAGAAAAUUACCUUUGCAGGGAAAACCGAGCUGCUGUUAUGACUGUCAGGGAUGCCCUGAUGGACAGUUUGCCAGUGGAACAGACAGUGCCAACUGCUGGAACUGCCCUCCAGGCCAAUGGCCCAACCACAUCCAAGACCGGUGUUUUCCAGUGACAAUUGACUUCUUGUCCUACACAGAAACUUUGGGAGCUGUUCUGGCUACAAGCAGUUGUUUGCUUUUCCUCCUCUCGCUGUCCAUUUUAUACAUUUUCAUACGGUACCGCCACACACCAAUUGUCAAGGCCAAUAACAGGGCACUCAGCUACCUCCUCCUGACUUCUCUGGCUCUCUGUUUCCUCUGUCCAUUCAUGUUCCUUGGACGCCCAUCCCAGCUGACGUGCUCACUUCGCGAGACUGUUUUUGGCUUAGUCUUCGCAGUCUGCCUUUCUGCAACUCUAGCCAAGACUGUGACCGUGGUGCUGGCUUUUAGAGCUUCCAAGCCCGACAGCUACUUUCAGAGGUGGGUGGGCUACAAGCUCUCUGUGGCUAUCACUCUUUGCUGCCCCCUCACCCAGGCUGCUGUCUGUGUUGUCUGGAUAACAGAGCGGGCCCCAUUCCCAUCACAGAACCCGCUCCAUGGAGGGCCUCAUGUGACGCUGGAGUGUGACAAAGGUUCCCUACAGUAUUUCUAUAUUAUGCUGGGGUACCUGGCCUUGCUGGCUAUCAUCAGCUUAGGAGUCGCCUUUCCAGCCCAUCGGCUACCAACCGCUUUCAAUGAGGCCCAGCACAUUGCCAUUAGUAUGCUGAUUUUCACUUUUGUCUGGAUCGCCUUUGUGCCAUCCUAUCUCAGUGCCACCGGGAAGUACAUGGUGGCAGUGGAGAUCUUUGCCAUCCUGGCCUCUGCAGGAGGUUUGCUGGGUUGCCUCUUCUUCCCCAAGUGCUACAUCAUUCUAUUACGGCCGGACAGGAAUAACCGGUGUUUCCUCCUAGGGAGGCAAUUCCCACAUAACUGAGAUCAGCUUUAUCUGUCCGUAACUGGUUCACAGGGAUAAUGAUUAAAAGCCUUCUAACAUCUACCGUUUGAUUUAAGAAAAUACUCAAGAGAGCUGGCAACAUCAGAAAUGAAACACCAACAACGUACUAAAUAUUAAGCCAUUAAAACAGAGACAGGGUUAACAGGGAAGCUUUAUUUUGUCAACAUGCCUUACGACCAAUUGAAUAAAAUGU
Pogona vitticeps (central bearded dragon) is the source of this 3511-nucleotide messenger RNA. NCBI's taxonomy places the organism in Eukaryota, Metazoa, Chordata, Lepidosauria, Squamata, Agamidae. The record is from RefSeq and is a predicted model, not a curated record.